GGGGUGGAAACAUCCGUCUCUGGGCUGUCCUUCAAGCUGCCUAGAUCUUAUGGCAAAAUCGGGAGCUCGGCGCGACAGUCCGCACAAGUUCGUUCUUGCGCGCGUUGUAAUGGCGGCCGUAGCUACCGUCUUCCCCGGCCGAUUCUCCUCGGAUUUGUUCCUAGCGGUUCAGAGGUCAUUGGCUCAUUGCCACGUGGCUUACUCGCGGAAAUAGAGUGCAUAGUUU
Molecule: messenger RNA, 226 nt
Organism: Geodia barretti
Lineage: Eukaryota; Metazoa; Porifera; Demospongiae; Tetractinellida; Geodiidae
Source: the annotation of a GenBank genome assembly